AUCGAAGAGUCAACUCUCUCGUGAAUGCCUUGUGAGAUUCAGAUUCAGGUGCUUCAACAUUUUGGACACGUUUGGGAAGUGGAUUUCAGAAUGGUGGACGAAUCAAGCGUUAUUAAAGUAAUCUGCGAUGGUCUCGGGUGUGUGGAGUAUGAAGAGCUUUUGGAGAAGCUGGGAGGGGAUGAUGUAGAAAAUGUGAUCAACAACAAGGAUAUUUUUACUGUUAUACAACAAAACAAGAGCAAAAAAAUCCUGGUCACUAGUAAAAUUAGGCGCUGCAAACCAAGUGAGUGCCAGGAGAGAUGUACAGACCUGCAUCUAUGUAAAUUUGGCCUUCUGGGACAAUGCAACAUGCAAAGAUGUAAAUACGGCCACAGUCUGAGGACGGAGCACAAUUCCAGAGCUUUACGUGAACACGGCUUACAAGAUCUGAACAAAGAUCAACUGCGUGUGCUGUUGCUACAGAAUGACAGCUCCCUGUUGCCCAACGUCUGUGUCUCAUACAACAAAGGCAGUGGUGACUUUGGGAACUGUCCUGAUAAGGAGGCCUGUGUGCGUCUCCAUGUCUGCGAGAGGUACAUUCGAGGACUGUGUGACGGCAACGAGUGCAAACGAUGCCAUGAUUUCCACGAACCUCAUCCGUCAGAAACGCUGCGAGCCAGAGGAAUAGCCAGUCACCUGAUAGGAUCCCUUCUGCAGAUUUAUCAGAAUAUUCUGACACUAAAGGACCACAGAUAUGCUCAGGAUAAAUACGGUGCCAGAAACAGAGAGAACCCUAAAUCCCAGCAACCCAGCAACAGGGCCAAAGUGCCCGAGUCCUUACAUAGUAACAGAGCAGUAAAUGAGAUUUGCCGGUCAUUUAUCAGAGGAUGCUGCAAAUACGGAGCAGAAAAAUGCUGGCGUGUCCAUUUUGGCCUUCCUUAUAAAUGGGAGGUGGAGGUGGAUGAGGUUUGGAUCGACUUACCUGACAACGAAGUGAUAGAAAGAGACUACUGCGAUCCAGCCAAGAUCCACAGUGUUGGCCUUGAGCCUGUGUGUUUUGACACAAUGGAGCAGGGAGAGCACAGGGUCCGGCGUCUCUCUACGGUGUCUUCAGUGAUUGAUCCCACCUUCACCCAUACCACCAAGUGGAUCUGGUACUGGGAGAACGAGUAUCACAAAUGGAUCAAGUAUGGAUCAAUAAAGGAGAUGCAUAGGCUGUCCUCCAUCACCUGUGAGGAGCUGGAGAAAAACUACCUCCACUUCUUGGAGGACAGCAGCCAUGACCUGGUUAAAUUCACCGCUGGUAAACAGUGUUACGAGCUGAAUUUCAGAACUAUGAAGCAGAGGAAUGAAAUGAGUAACACAGAGAGACCGGUUCGACGUCGGCCGUGGUUUGUUUCUGUCUUCGAUGCCCGGAUUGCUAGACCCAGAAGAGGUCCAAACUCUUAUAUAGGUGUCCCAGGUUUCUGGGAUAAAACUGCAGUAUGUGAAUCUGGAUAUCAGCGAGUCUUGCUUGACUCGUCUCACAAGGACUUUGUCAGGGUACAAGAACAUUUCAACAAGACUAUGAGAGACUUUAACAUCCUCACUGUCGAACGAGUACAGAACAAGGAGUUAUGGGAGGAUUUUCAGACGAAAAAAGAGCGAAUGAAAAAAGCAAACAGCGACAAGAAAUACGGUGAGGCAGAGCGUCUGUUAUUCCACGGCACCAACACCAAGAACAUCGAUGCUAUAUGUCGCCAGAACUUUGACAUGAGGGUGUCUGGAGUCAACGCGACAGUGUACGGACAAGGAAGUUACUUUGCCAAGGAUGCGAAGUAUUCCAAUGAUUACACGGACCACUGUGGAGAAAGAUGCAUGUUUGCAUGCAGAGUGCUGGUUGGACAGUACACUAAAGGUGUGUCGCAUUACCGCAGGCCUCCAGCUAAAGAUGCAGCAGGAAAUCUUUAUGACAGCUGUGUAAAUGACGUACGCAAUCCCACCAUUUAUGUAGUGUUUGAUCGCUCUCAGGUUUACCCAGAAUUCCUGAUUACAUAUGAGAAAUCCAGCUUCCCUAAAGAUAUCAAUGUUCUUUUCGAUUCUGUCUUUGAUAUGAGCAAAACAGCAGAAAGUGAAACUAGCACAAGCUCAUCUGAUAAGGCGCACAUCACCACCUCUGAUUCAGCUAGCACAGGAAUGAUGUUAGCCGCUGCGGGCAUACCCAGUGCCCUGGAUUCACCACUAAAUCCGGUUAAAGAUGUGUCUUCAGAUCCUCAGAGGGAUGAUGAGAUGAUUCUGAUAGAACGCAUAAAGAUAGAAAGCUCAUCUCACAAUGCAAGAAGCAUCAGGUCAGGUUCAGCUAGCACAGGAGAGAUGUUAGCCGCUGCAGGUAUCCCCAGUGCCCUGGAUUCACCACUAAAUCCAGGCGAAGAUGUGUGUUCAGAUUGUAAAAAUGAUGACGGAAUGAUUCUGAUAGACACCCUAGAUGUAAUCCUCACAUCUCCGGAAAGUGAGCUAUCAAUUCAAUCAAAGCCACCACGGCGUUUAACUUCCCUCAGCAGGUUGCUAAAAGAGUCAGAUCAGGGCUUGCAUGCAUCUGAUACAAACACAGAUUUCUUCAGUUCAGAUCAUUUGCUUAUUGCUGCUAGACCUAGCCUGACAGAUUCCAGUGUUCUGUCUGGGAAUGUUACUUAUGGACGAGAGACUUUUAACUUAGAAACUAAAAGAACAUCUCAGAGAUCACGGCAAGAUUCACAAAAUUCUGCAACUCUCAGAACCCCAGAUUUUGAUAAGUCAGGCACGGACACUUUGGAUCCAAUCUUCUGUUCUUCAGACAAGGCCAAGAUCUUUCAUGCUUAUUCAAAGACGGAGAGCGAAACCUCCAGUAAAACUAGUUCAGCACAAAAGCAGUCGCUUGACAUGUUCUCUGACAUCUUUGACGUGAACCAGACAGCAAGUGAGCUUAGAACACGAUCACCUCAGAAGGAAUACAUCACUAGUUCAGCUGAAAACUUGAUUACACUGGAGACGUUUCCGGUUCCUUCGCAUUCAAAUAAUCAGUUGUUGAGCUCAGUUAAGCUUAGCGUAACAGAUAAAAGUAUACACUAUAAUAUUAGGUCAGACUCGGUCACCAAACAGAGAUCUCCACAGCACGAUUCACCUGCAGCUCGCACGGGAGUCGCGGCCGGUUUUUCCCAUCCGCUUUUAUCCACUACAGCAAGUUCUACAGCUAGAAAUCUAAGCACCAACGCUUCUUCUGCCGGCAGUCAUACAGCAAAAAAAACCAAAAUCUUAACGAUUAACACACCCAGUUCCUCUUCAUCUAAUAAGCAGUAUUGCUCUGAUGGCUCCUUGUCAAGUUCUUCAGUUUCCUUUAAUGAAAGGCAGCCUUCUGCUCUCUCCAGUAUACAAAAUCCAUCAAAAAGCACAAACCCUCAACAAGCAUCGCAGCAGACGAAAAUCUUAGACGCUCGAAGCGAGCAGAAACAAAAGUGUAAGCUGCAGUGAUUUAAUUUAAUUGCAUGCUUUAUAAUGGAGGUUUUAUAGCUUCAGUCGUGUUCAUUAACGAAUAAAUCAUUAAAUUAAUAUUUGAUAGAAGUCGUUUUUGUUUCAUCGUAAACAAACAUUGAUUAACGGCUGCGUAAUUCAUCCUACUGUAAACUACGUCUUUCAAAUGCAGUGUAAAAAAGACACGAACAGCCUCUUAUCAAGCUCUCUGUUAUAAGCCAGACAAGUUGUUUUGACACUUAAAUAAAAAUUCAUGCAUUCUUGUCUCUGCAUCCAUGACAA
Tachysurus vachellii is the source of this 3747-nucleotide messenger RNA. RefSeq names its product protein mono-ADP-ribosyltransferase PARP12-like. Gene Ontology annotation, molecular function: metal ion binding; NAD+ poly-ADP-ribosyltransferase activity. Bases 25 to 3465 code for a protein of 1146 amino acids. The record is from RefSeq and is a predicted model, not a curated record. The transcript has 12 exons. NCBI's taxonomy places the organism in Eukaryota, Metazoa, Chordata, Actinopteri, Siluriformes, Bagridae.